AUGCAGAAGGUUGGCGGGCUUGAUAUGCCCAGGAAAUCCUCUAUCCUUGAUGGCUUUGCCGUGAUAUGGUGCGUGGUGUUUGGAUUAUUCAUCGUAAUUGCACCAGUGAUGGCUUGUCCCACGACUUGUCACUGCAUGGAGAAGAGUGGAAAGACCGUGGUCCAAUGUAUUUCCCGUAACUUGGACAUCAUACCACCUGAUCUCCCAAGAGAUACCGUCAUCCUACUUUUGGCGUCCAACCACAUCACCCACAUCCCCAACCAAGCCUUCAAGGACCUGCACUACCUGCAGGAGCUGGACCUGUCCAACAAUGACAUUGAAUUGGUGGACCUCGGAGCUUUCCAAGGCGUUUCUGACAGCCUCCUUUUUCUGGAUCUAUCGAACAAUCGGAUCCAAAGUGUCCCUAAAGAGGCAUUUGCGCGACUUCGGGCAAAAAUUAGCCUCUCGAACAACCCGUGGCACUGCGAGUGCACGCUGCAGGAGGUGCUGAGGGAGCUACGGUUGGACCCUGAGACGGUGAACGAGGUGAUGUGCCACACAGCGGUGCAGGAGGAGUACGCUGGCAAACCGGUGAUCCAGGUGCUGGACUCAGGGAUCAACUUCUGCAACUUCCACCACAAGACCACCGACGUAGCCAUGUUCGUCACCAUGUUCGGGUGGUUCACCAUGGUGAUCGCGUACGUCAUCUACUAUGUGAGACACAAUCAGGAGGACGCUAGGAGGCACCUGGAGUACCUCAAGUCACUGCCAAGCAGUUCUCAGAUCAGCAAGGACUUUGACACCAUCAGCACUGUUCUCUAG
This is a messenger RNA of Trematomus bernacchii (emerald rockcod), 801 nucleotides long. Its product is annotated as leucine-rich repeat-containing protein 3-like. Gene Ontology annotation, molecular function: protein binding. The transcript has a single exon. Lineage: Eukaryota; Metazoa; Chordata; Actinopteri; Perciformes; Nototheniidae. Bases 1 to 801 code for a protein of 266 amino acids. The record is from RefSeq and is a predicted model, not a curated record. Gene Ontology annotation, cellular component: extracellular matrix.